GAUGUAUUUAUUGUUUAUGAUGAUGAAGAUAUAACUUGGAUAAAGAAUGUUUUAUUAAAACGACUAGAAGAUAUUGAAAAACCUUAUUAUAAAACGAUUCUUAGAGAUAGAGAUUUUCUACCUGGCGUAGAUGAAGCUGAAAAUGUUAACGAUGCUAUCUCCAAUAGUUAUUGUACCUUAUUUAUAUUCUCGAACAAUUUUCUACAAAAUGAAUUGUGUCUAUAUACUUUCCAUUCUGCUUAUAAGCAAAUGUUAAAGGAAAAAGACAUAAAAAUUGUGAUAAUUUUAAAAGAUAAGAUAGAAGUUGAUAAUUUAAACGAUGAUUUGAAAGCUUAUUUUAGACAACAUACAUAUCUUGAAGUUAAUGAUAAAAUAUUCUGGGAUAAAUUAGUUCAUGCUUUGCCCAGAAAUUCUCAACACAUCCCGCAGAAGCCGAUUCUUAAUUGUGAAUAA
Molecule: messenger RNA, 453 nt
Organism: Lottia gigantea (owl limpet)
Lineage: Eukaryota; Metazoa; Mollusca; Gastropoda; Lottiidae
Exons: 1
Biological process (GO): immune response; toll-like receptor signaling pathway
Cellular component (GO): membrane
Molecular function (GO): transmembrane signaling receptor activity
Source: RefSeq, a predicted model, not a curated record